CAACUCUGAUCUUGUGGGUUCAUACAAGGCCCUUACAAAAUACAAAAACCAUGAAGAAGCCACGAAUUUGUUAAAACGCAUUGCGUCACAGGUAAAACCAAUAAUGAAAAGCCAUUCUUGGCGUGUAGGCCGUUUGGAAGAAUUCAAUCCCACGGAUCCGCGUUUGCUUGGUGUUAAUGUUGACUACGGAAGUAUAAUAAAAAUCAGACUUCGACGACCUGGUAACGAGAAUUCGUUUAUUGAUUUCGAGAGUUUAGUGGGGACUAUGCUCCACGAACUAACCCAUAUAAUUCAUGGCCCACACGACGCAAAAUUCUAUUCCCUACUGGACAAAUUACAUUCCGAGUAUUACGUUCUUCUUGCUCGAGGUUAUUCUGGAGACGGCUUCUUUUCAAAACCAUAUUCCCUCAGCGCAGGUGCGUCACAUAAUGUAUCAUAUCAUGAAGCACGGGGGAAGAUGCUUGAAGCAGCCGAAAAACGAGUUGGAAUCAGAGGAAUUAU
This is a messenger RNA of Paraglomus brasilianum, 501 nucleotides long. NCBI's taxonomy places the organism in Eukaryota, Fungi, Glomeromycota, Glomeromycetes, Paraglomerales, Paraglomeraceae. The record is from the annotation of a GenBank genome assembly.